GGAGCUUUGUUUUUAUUUCUAUCUCUAUCUCUUACAAAGCUAAAUCUUGACCGCGAACCAAAAGCCUUCUCAUUUUAGUUUUUUUUUGCCGCUCUGCUUCUUCCCUCUCGUUUUUUUCUUAUUCUUUCAGGUUUUCGCGGACAAAACCCUAGCCCUAACCAAUCCGCUUUUUGUUUAUUUCGAUUCUGAUUCGACUGUUACGAGACCUGAAAUCUGUUGCGGACAAUAGGCAGAUCUCAGAUCGUAGUUGUUGGAAAUUCAAUCGGUGGCUCUGGUGUUACUGGAUUGGAUUUUAUUGGUUUUUUGUUUUGAUUCCGAGUUUUUCUGAUCGGAUUCUUGCUAUACAGGUUUCAAGAAUGGCGUCGAGUUCAGGUUUUCUUGAAGUUUAGCAUUCAAAAUCUCAGGCUCUUAGGAAUUUUAGUCUACGUGAAUCUGGAUUUUCAUUUCCACUCUGUGUGGGCUUUUUGGAUGCUGCCGAUUCGGUUUGCGGUAUUUUUAACUACUGGCUCUACCGACUUGGAAGAAUAUAUAUUGGAUGGGAGAAGAAGCAGCUGGUUUGGCUGCAGUUGCAAAUAAGCCGCUGGAGAAAGAGAGCGCUUCGAGUACCGAAUUGAAGCGUGACCAUCAGUAUCUAGAUGAAGAUACGGAACCUGAGUCGUUUCACAAUAAGAAGCAGGCAAAAGAAGUGUCGAAUGAAGACGUUCGUUCAGAAGUUUCUAAUCCUGUAAUUUCCCCGAAAGGGAAUCAUUUCCAAGAUAUUACAAGUCAGCCAGACGAGCAAGAAAAUACCAACCAAGUUGAACGUGGGGACCUUACGUCGGCUUGUUCGGGAAAUUCAAGCUCAGAGGAUACUUCAAGCGAUGGAAUUCGUUGCCAGAACAACACGUCUCGGAAUGAUGUUGAUGUGUGUGAUGAUGAUGAAGUCUCCCGGGUUGUGAUUGAAAUUCCUAAGCAUGCUAGUUCAACCGGAAUUAAGAAAAUUACGUUCAAAUUCAGCAAAAAAAAGGACAACAAUGACGCAUCCAGGUCAGCUGACAAAAUUCAUUCUUAUGGAAACUCUGACAAGGACUGUAAACCAGAACCAUCCUCGGUUGACGAUGCUUAUACGGAGACAUCUGCACAUAGCUGGGAAGGCUGUGCUGAGAGCAGCAGGUUUCCCCCAGGCCCCAGUAAAAUGGAACUGAAAAUGUCGAAGAAGGUUUUGCCAAACAAUUACCCGUCAAAUGUGAAAAAGCUGCUGUCGACUGGUAUACUUGACGGAGCUCGCGUCAAGUAUAUAUCUACGACAAGUGAGAUAAAGCUAGAUGGUAUCAUAAACGGCGGAGGUUAUAUGUGCGGAUGUUCAAUAUGCAAUUUUACAACUAUUCUCAGUGCUUAUGAGUUUGAGCAGCAUGCUGGUUUCAAAACUAGACAUCCAAAUAAUCAUAUAUACUUGGAGAAUGGGAGGCCGAUUUAUAGUGUUAUACAGGAAAUUAAGAGUGCACCUCUUAGCAUUUUAGAUGAAGUGAUUAAGGAAGUAGCCGGUUCAUCUGUUAACAUGGAUUCAUUUGAGGCUUGGCAAGCAAGUUUCCACAAGGACAGUACAGGUAUUGAAGUGGAAAAUGAUAAUGUGAAGCUUCCGAAAUUGUCACAUCCCAUUGAGAGGUAUAAGCUAAUAACUUUGUGAAUGUUUGAUUAAU
Messenger RNA from Cucurbita maxima (winter squash), 1679 nucleotides. RefSeq lists its product as uncharacterized. The record is from RefSeq and is a predicted model, not a curated record. NCBI's taxonomy places the organism in Eukaryota, Viridiplantae, Streptophyta, Magnoliopsida, Cucurbitales, Cucurbitaceae. Bases 536 to 1666 code for a protein of 376 amino acids. The transcript has 5 exons.